AUGAAGGCCUUUGCCACUCUCGCCGCCGCCCUUGUCGGCCUGGCAUCCGUCUCGAGCUGCCACAUGGAGAUGAAAGACCCGCCGCCGUUCCGGUCCAAGUUCAACAAGUUCUCCAAGAGUGCCGACUACGACAUGACGGCGCCCCUCUCCGCCGCCGGUGGCAACUACCCCUGCAAGGGUUACCAAUCGCUCUUUGGCACGGCCGAGGGAAAGCCUGUCGCCACCUGGGUCCCCGGAAAGUCGUACAGCAUGACCAUCACCGGCGGCGCUUCGCACGGCGGCGGCAGCUGCCAGGCGGCCAUUUCGCUCGACCGCGGCAAGACCUUCAAGGUGAUCCAUUCUUUCAUCGGCAACUGUCCCGGCACCGGUGAAUCGUCCUUUCAGUUCACGCUGCCGAGCGACACGCCCUCGGGGGAUAUGAUCUUUGCCUGGACCUGGUUCAACCAGAUCGGCAACCGCGAGAUGUACAUGAACUGCGCCGCCAUCACCGUCAGCGGCGGCGGCGACAGCAAGAUCAAGAAGGUCCGCGGCCUGUCGGGACCUUUCAGCAGCCGACCCAACAUCUUUGUCGCCAACGUCGCCAACGGCUGCACAACCAAGGAGGGGUCUGAUGUCGACUUCCCUCAGCCUGGCCCGGAUGUCACCAAAAACUCGCAGAAAAUCGUGCCGCCUACAGGAAACUGCCCCUCCGAGGGGGGCACCGCCGGCGGCAAGUAUCCGGUCGGAGGUGGAGCCCGGCAGCCUGGAAAUGGCGUCGAAAACAACGUGAGCUCACCCAACGCAGGGAACCAGCCGCAGCCGUCGCGGACGCCCCAAGGCGGCUACGGCUCUCAACCCAAUGGAAGCAGAGUCAGCUGCGGGCAGCGAGGCCGCCAAGCCUGA
Molecule: messenger RNA, 882 nt
Organism: Drechmeria coniospora
Lineage: Eukaryota; Fungi; Ascomycota; Sordariomycetes; Hypocreales; Ophiocordycipitaceae
Product: RNA polymerase Rpb1 repeat domain protein
Exons: 1
Coding region: 1-882 (293 amino acids)
Source: RefSeq, a predicted model, not a curated record